CAAAGAUUUCUGCUGGCGCCGAGGAACAUAUUCGGCGCCGCACUGUUGGCCCCAUCAUUCUGGCCCCUGCAACUAGCUAGCAAACAGCCCCAUCCGCAAAACCCUCCGUCCUCAGCCUCCCAUGGCGCUCUCUCUCCGCACAGCCCGCGUCGCCGACCUUUUCAGUGCGCGCCGUGGGCCCGCGGGCGCGAGGAGAGCGGCAGCGGCGCCAUCAUGGUGCGCCACUCGCCGCCGCCCGAGGCUCGUCGUGAAUGCGGCACAGCGAGAGCAGCCGCAGCCAGGCCUGGUCAUGUCCCGGCGGCAGCUGGGCGUGCUCCUCGCCGCAUCGUCCGCGAGUGGGCUGCAAGCGGAGGGCGCGUGGGCGAGGUCCAGGUCAGAGGGGCGCAGAGAGGCGCUGGAGCGAGUGCGUGAUCAGGCGGAGGCCGAGCGAGAGGCGGAGAGGGAGGCGGAGCGAGAGGCAGCAGCACUAGCUGCUGAGGACAACGAGAUUGUGGAGGCGGAGGAGGGAACCCCAGAGAACAGUGAGGCGCAAGGAAAGGAGGAGGCAGAGGAAGAGGGAAAUGGAGAGGCAGAGGUAGAGUUAGGGGAAGAGGCAGAGGAAGAGGGAGAGGGAGAAGAAGUGAAAGAAAAAACGGACGAGGGGGAGGCAGAAGGAGAGAUUGAAGGAGAGACAGAGGUCGUGGAAGAGGUAGGAGAAGAUGCAGAGGCAGAAGCAGAGGCAGAGGCAAAGGCAGAAACAGAGUCAGAGGCAGAGACAGGGGCAGAGACAGAGGCAGAGAAAGAGGCAGAGGUAGAGGCAGAGACAGGGGCAGAGACAGAGGCAGAGAAAGAGGCAGAGGUAGAGGCAGAGACAGGGGCAGAGACAGAGGCAGAGAAAGAGGCAGAGGUAGAGGCCGAGGGGGAAGUAGACAGGGAGGGUGAAGUAGCUGAAGAUAAGGGGGAGUCAGAGGAGCAGAGUGAGCCAGUGGGUACAUCACAAGAGCCAGCAGCGAGCUAUGUGGAGCCUGUGGCCGCCCCUGUUGCGGCCAGUGUGGAAGUACCACUGGCGCCAGUGGUGGAAGCGAGUGUGGACAUGAGUGGGGAACCUGCAGCAGGUAGCGCUGAUGUAGAGAGCUUGGCAGACCUGUGGAGGGAGAUCAAGAAGUACGCUACCAACUAGUGGACGGCUCUUGAAGGACCUUGAGAUGAGAUCCUCAUAUCUUAGAACCUUUCUAUUCUAUACUAGGAGUGUAGCCAAGAUGUGCAGUUGUGCAAAAGACCUUACGGAGGUUUGCUUGCAUCCCCAGAUUCAUGC
Closterium sp. NIES-67 is the source of this 1294-nucleotide messenger RNA. The record is from the annotation of a GenBank genome assembly. Lineage: Eukaryota; Viridiplantae; Streptophyta; Zygnematophyceae; Desmidiales; Closteriaceae.